Gasterosteus aculeatus aculeatus (three-spined stickleback) is the source of this 3159-nucleotide messenger RNA. RefSeq names its product solute carrier family 26 member 2 (gene slc26a2). NCBI's taxonomy places the organism in Eukaryota, Metazoa, Chordata, Actinopteri, Perciformes, Gasterosteidae. The record is from RefSeq and is a predicted model, not a curated record. Gene Ontology annotation, cellular component: membrane. Gene Ontology annotation, biological process: sulfate transmembrane transport. Gene Ontology annotation, molecular function: secondary active sulfate transmembrane transporter activity.
GAGCUGCUAACAAGAAGGAGCUCUCACUCCGUCAGGAAACCCCAACACCAAAACGAGGAAUUAGCUAAUCAGAGAAGACGUGGUGGGAGAACCGCUUCCUAUUUAUUGCUCUCUGUGUUUCUAAAACACGAUGUGCUUAUUUUUAGUGUUCAACGGUUUAGAUUUGGAUUCAUUAAAUCGAGGUUUGCUUCGAAGUGAACCAUUUUUUUUUACCGCGCGCGGACGAUCUCGUGGGUCUCGGCGCGGGUUCACGUGACGCGGAACGCACUUCCCGCAUACGUCAUCACGCACGGAUUUACGAGUGGCAGCCGGCGAUCAGAAGUGAGCGCGACGCCGACGUAACUCGGUGAAGCGGCGACGGAGCAGAGUAAGAAUUUCAUAACUCCGGUUAGGACGGCGUCAUGGCUCCCGGCAGCGAUGACGCGGCCGAGACGGAGCAGCGGCCUCUCGUCCUGGAGAGGGUGGAGAAAGAACCGGCCCGAGGCUGGCGGUCCGCCGCCUCGACCCGCCUGAGGAAACACUGCUCGUGCACCUCGCAGAAAGCUAAGUCCCAAAUACUGGGCUUCGUCCCCAUCCUGAAAUGGCUGCCCCGCUACCAGCUCAGGGAGUGGCUGCUGGGCGACGCCAUGUCCGGGUUGAUCGUGGGGAUCCUAUUGGUCCCUCAGUCCAUCGCCUACUCCCUGUUGGCCAGCCAGGACCCCAUAUAUGGUCUGUACACGUCUUUCUUCACCUCGAUCAUCUAUGCAAUCUUCGGCACCUCCCGACACAUCUCGGCCGGGGUUUUCGGGGUGCUCUGCCUGCUUGUGGGUCAGGUUGUGGACCGGGAACUGGCUCUGGCGGGAUACAUCACGGAAGGCGGCGACGGCAUCGGCGGUAACGACAGCGCCCUCCUGCUGGCCGGUUUGGGCAACGGCACCGCCGCGGCGGGAUGUGACAAGAGCUGCUACGCCAUCACAGUGGGAGCCACGGUUACCUUCACUGCCGGGGUGUACCAGGUGCUGAUGGGCGUCUUCCAGGUGGGCUUUGUCUCGGUCUACCUCUCGGACUCCCUCCUCAGUGGCUUCGCCACCGGAGCCUCCCUGACCAUCUUCACCUCCCAGUUCAAAUACCUUCUGGGCCUAAAGAUCCCCAGGCCUCAGGGCUGGUUCGUCCUGUUCAAGACUUGGCGCAGCUUGCUCGUCAACCUGGGAAACACCAACGUGUGCGACCUGGUGACCAGCUUGGUGUGUUUGCUGGUGCUGAUUCCCGUCAAGGAGCUCAACAAUCGCUUCAAAGCCAAGCUAAAGGCUCCAAUUCCCUUCGAGCUGUUUGUGGUGAUCAUCGCAACGCUGGCUUCUCACUUUGGACACUUCAACACGGACUUUGGGUCGGACGUGUCCGGCGACAUCCCCACGGGCUUCCUCCCCCCGCAGCUGCCGAUGUGGGCCCUGAUCCCCAACGUGGCCGUCGACGCCUUCUCCAUCGCCAUUGUCGGGUUCGCCAUCACCGUCUCGCUGUCGGAGAUGUUCGCCAAGAAGCACGGCUACGCGGUGGACGCCAACCAGGAGAUGUACGCCAUCGGCCUCUGCAACAUCCUGCCGUCGUUCUUCCGCUGCUUCACCAGCAGCGCCGCGCUGACCAAGACGCUCGUCAAGGAGUCCACGGGGUGCCAGACCCAGGUCUCCGGGCUGGUCAGCGCCCUCGUCCUGCUGCUGGUGCUGCUGGUCAUCGCGCCGCUCUUUUACUCCCUUCAAAAAUGCGUGCUGGCCGUCAUCAUCCUGGUUAACCUCCGCGGAGCUCUGGCGAAGUUCCUCGACGUUCCCGCCAUGUGGCGCGUCAACCGUGUCGACGCCUCCAUCUGGCUGAUCACCAUGGCGACCUCGGCGCUGGUCAACACGGAGCUGGGCCUGCUGGUGGGCGUCCUGGUGUCGGCCCUCUGCGUCCUGGGGCGAACGCAGCAGGCCCGGGUCCUGGAGCUGGGCCGGGCUCCGACCGGGGAGCACUACGAGGACGCGUCGUCGUACCGCGGCCUCCGGACGCACCCCGACGUGGCCGUUUUCAGAUUCGAGGCACCCAUCUACUACGCCAACCAGAGCAUGUUCAGGAAGUCGCUCUACAAGCGAGUCGGGCUGGAUCCCGUGAAGGAGAAGACCCAGCUGAUGAAGUUUAAGAAGAAGCAGCAGCAGCGGGAGGAGGGAGGGGUCCCCAAUGGGAAAUCGGGUGAGACGGGCGGCGAGGGUCAAAAGCACGACGAGGUGGAGGCCGAGGGAACCGUCACCUUGAUGCUGGACCAUAAGCCCCGCCUCCUGCGCAGCCUGGUGAUCGACUGCAGCGCCGUGUUGUUCCUUGACACCGCCGGAGUGAACGCUCUGAAAGAGGUCCGCAAAGAUUACGCGGAACUCGGGGUGACUGUGGUCCUGGCUCAGUGCAGCACCUCCGUGCUGGACUCCCUGCAAAGGGGGGGGUACUGCCCCGUCAGCGGAGGAGAAAACAGGAUCGCGUUCUUCAGCAUCGCAGACGCCGUCCACCACGUCCAGAGCCUCGGGGCUCCCAACGGAGGUCACGGCAGCGAAUGAGAGAUGCGUUCAUCCAAAUUUGUUUACGAAUAUGCAGCUGAAAUGUGCCUUGGAAUGCUGAAGUGAGUCUAUCAAGACCGGGAUUCAUUUCAGUUUCAGAAUUAUUCUUAAAGCAUCUGAAAUCAUCUUUAUGUAAAAGAAGCCAAAGAACGUAGUACUUAGAAAAACCUUUAUUCUUUAAACCCAAAGGUUUUAAAACAAAACAAAACUUAUAUGUAAAUAUGUGUAUGAAUCUAUAUCUACUGUGUAUAUAUAUCUAUAUAGAUAUAUAAGUAAAUUCCGUCCAAACUCCGUUCAAAAGCUUGACUCUAAAAUUGAAAAUGUACGCUGAAUGUAGUCGUACAAUUGUCUUUUUUUAAAAAAAAUUUUUUACAGUAGAUACUGUAUUACGACAUAUUUUCUGCUGUUCUACCAACGUACGUAACAGGCUCCACCUACUCUGGCGGCCCAUAAUGCCGUUCUCUCUCGUCAGUGGUAAACAUGUGAGGAAGUUUACGGAGCGGUUUACGGAACGCCUCUACUGUGCCUGAGUACAGGGUUUUGAUUUGUUUUCAUUCUGUAUGUGUGUGUGAAUAUAUAUAUAUAUAAUAUAUAUAUGUAUAAU